Molecule: messenger RNA, 1239 nt
Organism: Closterium sp. NIES-65
Lineage: Eukaryota; Viridiplantae; Streptophyta; Zygnematophyceae; Desmidiales; Closteriaceae
Source: the annotation of a GenBank genome assembly
AUGCCUGCACACUCUGCAAUCUCAAGGACGUCUACAGGCUCGGAAGCGAGGGAGGGCAUGAGGCGGCGAAUCCAGCUGGCUCAGCCAUGCGGGGAGGCAGGGGCGGAGGGCAGAGGUGGGGAAGGUAGAGAGGGGGAAGGUUACAGAGGCAGAAGCGGGUCUGAUGCACAGCCCGGGAGACAAGGGGUUUGCGCAGAGCCUGGGGGGGUUGGUAGGGCUGGGUUUGGAAACACAGUGCCAGCACGGGAGGAGGCAGAAUUAAGGUGCGGGAGUGGUGCAGAACGGUGCAACGAGGCGCAGAGAGUGGGGCUGCGUCUGCAAGGGGAGCAUGCAACAGAGCUGGACCGCAGGUUGGAGGCAGCCCUACGGUCCGGUGACCACACAGCAGCGCUGCGGGUGAACGAGGCGAUUAUCAGAAGGGAGAGCGCGCGCCGGCAGAGACAGGCAGAAUGGCACAUGCAGCUUGCAGCGAGCUUGCAGGAGCAGGAAUCGGCGCGGCGCAAGAAACGGCAGCGGCUGAAUUGGGGGAUGGAUGUGCUGCGCAAGUCAGAAGGGAAGGGCAACAUCGUCGUCCGCGCCUUCACGGAGUUGACUUUUGAGUCCGCGCCUUCACGGAGUCAACUCGUCCGCGCCUUCACGGAGCUCGCACCCUCCAUCCAAUAUCCCGUCCCCAUCUCCCCACCUUCUCCCCUUUUCCCCCGCCUCUCCCGCCUCAACCCCAUUCCCCUUUCCUCCCCUUCCCCCACCUUCUUCCCCCACCCCCCCCCCCUCUCCCCGCGCUCCGCCUUCCCCCGACCUCCAGGGGACGUGGUGAGUUGCGGCGUGGACCGCGCGUUCACGGAGCUGGCGGAGUUGGAUAAGUCGCCCGGGAGCGACGGGCGGCAGGUGAUCAACGUGCCCGAGCUCUACACCGGCAUCCUCAUUGUCUACGACAAAGUGAACCAGCUGGUGCCGGGGAUGCACAUCAAACCGCCCUCCAAGAAGCAAGUUCUUCAGCUCGUGCAGGAUUACGACAUCAACCACGACGGCGUGUUGGACAGGGAGGAGUUUGGCAAGCUCGUGCGACACUUCGCACGCACUGUCGUGGCGCGAGUGCUGAUCAACGUCCUUCUCAUCUUCUCUCUCGUUCCCUUGGUGGUGUCGAUUGCUAGCAACCUGGCGGAAACGUUUGGAUGGGAACUACCUGAAGCGAUCGCUGCAACUGUGCUCACAUUGCUCGUAAAAAUGGUUGGAGUGUGA